Molecule: messenger RNA, 1560 nt
Organism: Benincasa hispida (wax gourd)
Lineage: Eukaryota; Viridiplantae; Streptophyta; Magnoliopsida; Cucurbitales; Cucurbitaceae
Source: RefSeq, a predicted model, not a curated record
AUAACUUUAUGUGAUUUUCUUGGAAUUUUUGGCCUGCCAACAAGUCAUUAUUGUUGUUGUUUGUUCCACCCUCUGCCCAUAACUUACAAUCUCCAUUGAUUGGUCUGUGCUUUUUACUUUAGUAUUCUGGUGGAAUGGAAUCUCUAUGUUCUGUUUCUUUCUUUCUUUGUGCUGCAUAUACCUCAGUGUGUAUUUGAUACUUUUUUCCCCUAUAAGAUUUCUUAGAAGAAUGCUCCAAAUGCCUAACACUUUUCCAUUGUGAUUUGAAAGCUUGAAUAAUUGUGCCCGAAUGGACCCAAAUGACAUUAAAUAUUUGUCCUUGGUGACUAUACCCGAAAGGAAAGAAUAAAAAUUGAUUAAAGCUACUUUAUUCAUAUUCCUCUCUAAUAUUCCCAAGAAAUGAACCCAGCCAGAAUCAUGAGAAAUUGCUGUCUACAGGCCAAAGUUCUGAAUAAGCUGGUUUUGAUUCCAACUUUCUCUUUCUCUGCUCAUGAGGAACUGCCUAGCUUUUCUACCUGUACAAGUCAAGUAUGCUCAAGCAAUAAAGAUUGAGAAGGUUAUUGAGGAAGCUCUAAAUUUUUUUCUCUGAUUUCUUUAAGAUCAUCCCCUCUUUGUUCUUUGAAGUACAUGAUCAGUUGCCUCCAGAACUUGAUUUGGUUCAAAUAAUUCUAGGUCUAGAUAAACAUGAGAGAAGUGGCAGAUAAUGGUAUGGAUUUUCAAGUAGAAAUAGAUUCACUUCUCGGACUGGGUGAAUCUGGGAAACUUAUACCAAGCUCUCCUCGAGUGCUGUCAAUUCUUUCCACUGUUUUCGAGAGGUCGAUUCAGAAAAAUGAAAAGUUAUUGAAAAGACUCAAAAAGAAAGACAAUGUUACAAUUUUCCAUGGUUCCCGAGCUCCCACCAUGGGCAUUGGACAAUAUAUCGAUCGCAUCUUGAAGUACACAUGUUGUGGCACUCCUUGCUUAGUUGUUGCCUACAUAUACAUUGAAAGGUAUCUUCAAAAGAUGGAUGCUUACCUAACUAAUUUGAACAUCCACCGCCUUCUGAUCACCAGCAUCAUGGUUGCAGCAAAGUUUAUCGAUGCCGGGUGCUAUAACAAUACUUUUUAUGCCAAAGUUGGAGGAGUGAGCACAAAAGAGAUGAAUAGCUUGGAGAUCGAAUUUCUGUUCAAUUUGGACUUCAGACUUCAUGUCACUGCAGAUAUUUUCAGUAAUCACUGUUUGCAGCUCCAAAAGGAAGCUCUUGGGGGGGAGAAUCAAGUCGAUCAUCGAGCCGGUAACAAAACUCGAACUAAAUGUUUACCUCAAAUUACAGGCUAUACUUGCAGUGCCAUUUAAACACUCCCAAUGAAAUUUCAUUUUCUUAAAUUUCAUGGUUACUUUAGUGUUCAAUCUCUGGAGCUGUAUGAAAUAUUAUUAUAAAGCUUCAAUUUUUAGACUAAAUCCAGAAAGUAAAAAAAUUGUACUAGGAGGAGGAUGGGAAUGCAGAGAUUCAAUGAGAAAUGUUUAAAGUGCACUGGAAAAUUUUUAUAAUUCAAUAAUGAUCGUUAGAUUUCAGAUGAU